Messenger RNA from Podarcis muralis (Common wall lizard), 1023 nucleotides. RefSeq names its product troponin I2, fast skeletal type (gene TNNI2). NCBI's taxonomy places the organism in Eukaryota, Metazoa, Chordata, Lepidosauria, Squamata, Lacertidae. Gene Ontology annotation, biological process: skeletal muscle contraction; cardiac muscle contraction. The record is from RefSeq and is a predicted model, not a curated record. Gene Ontology annotation, cellular component: troponin complex.
CAUUUAUACCUCCUCAGUAAGCCAGCUGCCCGUGGCUUGCCAGUUGAUCCAGUCCUCCCACCAGCGCUGUGUGUUUUUCUUCUUGGGACUUAGGUGCUCAUCAACAAAACCAAGAUGUCUGAUGAAGAAAAAAGGAAGAGGGCAAUCACUGCCCGCCGGCAGCAUCUCAAGAGUGUUAUGCUCCAGAUUGCUGCUGGUGAACUUGAAAAAGAAGCUGUAGCCAAAGAACAAGAAAAGGCCAACUACCUUGCAGAGCACUGUCCACCUCUGUCACUCCCAAGUUCCAUGCAAGAAUUGCAGGAAUUUUGCAAAAAACUUCAUGCUAAGAUAGAGGAGGUUGAUGAGGAAAGAUACGACACAGAGGUUAAGUUACAGAAAACUACUAAGGAGCUUGAAGAUUUGAGCCAGAAACUGUUUGACCUGAGGGGCAAGUUCAAGAGGCCACCUCUGAAGAGAGUCCGCAUGUCUGCAGACGCUAUGCUACGUGCCCUUCUGGGCUCCAAACACAAGGUCUGCAUGGAUCUUAGAGCUAACCUGAAGCAAGUCAAGAAGGAAGACACUGAAAAGGAGAAGGAUCUUCGUGAUGUGGGUGACUGGAGGAAGAACAUUGAGGAGAAGUCUGGCAUGGAGGGCAGGAAGAAGAUGUUUGAAGGCGGCGAGUAAUAGGAACCAUGCAGCUGUUCAGUCCAAUCCUCAUCCCCCAUCCAAGUCCCACCGCUCCUUUUCCACCUAUCCUGCCACCUCAUUUUCUGCCAAUCCUUUACAGCGCUGUUUUUGGGAUGACUGUCCUCAGGCCACAGUUGUAUUUCAUAGAGCAAUCCACCUUACAGACCCUACCCGCAGCCUGACCCCAUGUUAUUGCUGGAAAGAUAAUUGUCUUGAGCUGUGAAAUGUCUUAAAACCCAUUUUGCAACAAUGGUAGCUGCAUGACCUGAAACAAUCCAGUCAUUAAAUCCUGUAAUUUGGUAGGACCUGUUGUUACAACUAAACUGAUGUAAAUAAAGCUUUGGAAGUGUGGCUGAA